Molecule: messenger RNA, 10345 nt
Organism: Chelonia mydas (Green sea turtle)
Lineage: Eukaryota; Metazoa; Chordata; Testudines; Cheloniidae
Gene: SLC7A2
Product: solute carrier family 7 member 2
Exons: 12
Coding region: 466-2418 (650 amino acids)
Biological process (GO): amino acid transport; transmembrane transport
Cellular component (GO): plasma membrane
Molecular function (GO): amino acid transmembrane transporter activity
Source: RefSeq, a predicted model, not a curated record
AAUAGCUAGUUCCUCCCAUGGGCUGAUUUAUAAAUCAGUGCUGUGCAGGGGAGUUAGGGACAGCACUGUGUGGCAAUGUUACAAGCAGUUUCUGUAGAUCUCUUGGGAAUAUCUGGGAUUCAGAUGAUGAUAUAUAGUACUGCUGUGUAACAGUUUGGGAUACCGUGAAGGUCAGAUUAAAUGACCAGUACUGGGGGCCAAUAGAGCUAUUAAGAGUUUGUUCCUAAGGAAAUCUGUUAAACCUUCUCUUUGUUACACUUGAAGCUUCACACUAUCAAAACUACUCUAUGUGCUCGCCUUAGUCAAGUAGUGUCAGUGUUUUAUCAACAGAUAAUUGAGCUGCUGUAAAAAUUUUUUGGAAAACAGAGCUGUGACUAGCCAUUUUUUGUUUUGUAUGAUUUUUCUUCUAAAAACAAACUGAAAAGAGAAUUAAGGAAAACUUGAAAGAAUUGUUCCUCAUCCAAAAUGAUACCCUGUGGACCAGUUCUGUCAUUUGUUCGGUGUCUGUUGCGAAGAAAAAUUGUCUCUGUGGACAGUCUUGAAGAUUCCAAGUUAUGCCGAUGUUUAUCCACUGUGGACCUUAUAGCUCUGGGAGUGGGAAGCACUCUUGGUGCUGGUGUUUACGUACUUGCUGGAGAAGUCGCAAAAGCAGAUUCUGGACCUAGUAUUGUUAUUUCUUUCCUCAUUGCUGCCUUGGCAUCUGUGAUGGCAGGUCUUUGCUAUGCUGAGUUUGGUGCUCGUGUUCCCAAGACUGGUUCUGCAUAUUUGUAUACUUAUGUAACUGUUGGUGAACUGUGGGCUUUUAUCACUGGCUGGAAUCUCAUUUUAUCAUACGUUAUAGGUACAUCCAGUGUUGCAAGAGCGUGGAGUGGCACCUUUGAUGAACUUCUUGGAAAACAAAUUGGUCAGUUUUUCAGAACCUACUUCAGAAUGGAUUUUUCUGGUCUAGCAGAGUAUCCAGACUUUUUUGCAGUAUGUCUGAUAUUGCUUCUGGCAGGUCUUCUGUCUUUUGGAGUAAAAGAAUCUGCAUGGGUGAAUAAGAUCUUCACUGCUGUUAACAUCUUGGUUCUCCUCUUUGUUAUGAUUUCUGGUUUUGUGAAAGGAGAAGCUGACAACUGGAAAAUAAGUGAAGAAUCUCUCAUAAACCUCACAGCACAGACAGGAAAUUAUUCUUCCUAUAAGAACGUGACAAGCAUGUUUGGGGCCGGUGGUUUUAUGCCAUAUGGUUUUACAGGAACAUUGGCUGGUGCUGCAACAUGUUUUUAUGCCUUUGUGGGAUUUGAUUGCAUUGCAACAACUGGGGAAGAAGUCAGGAAUCCUCAGAAAGCUAUACCUAUUGGAAUUGUGACUUCCCUGCUUGUCUGUUUUAUGGCCUAUUUUGGUGUUUCGGCAGCUUUGACUCUUAUGAUGCCAUACUAUCUUCUAGAUGAGAAAAGUCCUCUUCCUGUAGCCUUUGAAUAUGUUGGAUGGGGUCCUGCAAAGUAUGUUGUAGCAGUGGGAUCACUCUGUGCUUUGUCUACAAGUCUUCUUGGAUCCAUUUUCCCAAUGCCACGUGUAAUCUAUGCUAUGGCGGAAGAUGGGUUGCUUUUCAAAUGUCUAGCUCAAAUCAAUUCCAAAACGAAGACUCCAGUUAUUGCUACUUUGUCAUCGGGUGCAGUAGCAGCUAUAAUGGCAUUUCUUUUUGACCUAAAGGCUCUGGUGGAUAUGAUGUCUAUUGGUACACUUCUUGCUUACUCCCUUGUAGCAGCCUGUGUUCUCAUCCUCAGGUACCAACCCAAUUUAACCUAUGACCAACCAAAAUAUUCUCCAGAGAAAGAGGCUCUGACAGGAUCAGAAAGGGAAUCUGAAAUUAGUAUGCUUCAAGGGCACCGCUUCAGUCUUCAGACAUUGAUGAAUCCAUCCAGUUUGCCAACAGAGCAGUCUGCUACUACUGUUAGCUUUUUGGUGGGUCUAUUAGCUUUUCUUGUGUGUGGGUUGAGUGUUCUGACCACAUAUGGGAUUCAUUUUAUUGCUAAUAUGGAGCCUUGGAGCAUUGGUCUUCUUGCUGUGUUGGUAGUACUCUUCAUAGUCAUAGUUCUCACCAUUUGGAGGCAGCCUCAGAGCCAGCAGAAAGUGGCCUUUAUGGUUCCAUUCUUGCCAUUUUUGCCAUCCUUCAGUAUCUUGGUGAAUAUUUACUUGAUGGUACAGUUAAGUGGAGAGACUUGGAUCAGAUUUAGCUUCUGGAUGGCUUUUGGCUUCUUUAUUUACUUUGCAUAUGGCAUCAGACACAGUCUUGAAGGUCAUCCUAGAGAUGAGGAAGAUGAAGAUACUUGCUCCGAAAAUAGUGGAAUACAGGAAAAGAACCCUGUGGAAGAAGCAGAUGAACAUGUUGAUGAAAAUGCUCGGUUUAUUACACAUGAAAGGACAAGUGAAUGUUAAUGUUUGCAAACAACCUUAACGUGCAUGUCUCUUAAGUAAUAGUAAACUGUGACCGAAUGUAGUUGCUGAACGAAAUUGUCAAAAGGUAGCUGCCAGCAGAUUAACAAUAAUUUAUAUUUGUGCAUCUUGCAAGUGCCUACCACAAAGCAUGACUGACAUGUUGGACUAGCUGCUAAUUCCUCUUGGAUACUUCAGAUCCAGUAUCAUGAAGACUUUCUUCAGUGAUAAAUUGAUGUCCCAGAUGAAAACAUCAAGGAAGAUGAGGGGAAGGACAGACUUCCAAGGGCAUAACUGUACCUUUGCUAUGCUAAAAUUUUGGUUGCACAAUUAUAUACAAUUAAUUGGUGAUCAUAAAGUAUAAAGAAUUUUAGGAUUGCUUACAAAAGAGGGCCCUGAACAUUUUAUGAGGAAAGCAACUGCUUUUCAUAUGUUCUUCUUAUCCCUGUUCAUUAAAAUACUUUGUCACAGUCUGAUAGGGUAUCAUGAAUAACAAAUUUCAAAGUAGCAGCCGUGUUAGUCUGUAUUCGCAAAAAGAAAAGGAGUACUUGUGGCACCUUAGAGACUAACAAAUUUAUUUGAGCAUAAGCUUUUGUGAGCUCACGAAAGCUUAUGCUCAAAUAAAUUUGUUAGUCUCUAAGGUACCACAAGUACUCCUUUUCUUUUUAUGAAUAACAAAGUGACCGUACUCUUUGAUCAUUAAAAUAUUGAAUUCCUUCUUAUUGCUUUACAGGGAACUAGUGCGAGAUUAAUUGGGAGUAGGUCUAGAGCAGUGGUUUUCAACUUCUGGGGGUCCACAGACUAUUUCUAAGGGGUCCGUGAAAGGUGACUAUGAAAAUAAAGUAUCAGGAGAUAGCCGUGUUAGUCUGUAUCCACAAAAACAACAAGGAGUCCGGUGGCACUUUAAAGACUAACAGAUUUAUUACACACCACACCACAGAAACACUAACCAAGGAACCAAUCCCUGUAGCAAACCUCGUUGCCUACUCUGUCCCCAUAUCUAUUCUAGUGACACCAUCAGAGGACCCAGCCACAUCAGCCACACCAUCAGAGGCUUAUUCACCUGUACGUCUACUAAUGUUAUAUAUGCCAUCAUGUGCCAGCAAUGCCCCUCUGCCAUGUACAUUGGCCAAACCGGACAGUCCCUACGUAAAAGAAUAAAUGGACACAAAUUGGAUACCAGGAAUGGUAACAUACAAAAGCCAGUAGGAGAACACUUCAAUCUUCCCGGGCAUUCUAUAACAGAUUUGAAAGAAGCUAUACUUGAACAAAAAAACUUCAGAAACAGACUUCAAAGAGAAACAGGAGAACUAAAAUUCAUUUGCAAAUUUAACAGCAUUAAUUGGGCCUGAAUAGGGACUGGCAGUGGCUGGCUCAUUACAAAAGCAGCUUUGCCUCUCCUGGAGUUGACACCUCCUCAUCUGUUAUUGGGAGUGGACUUCAUCCACCCUGAUCGAAUUGGCCCUGUCAACACUGGUUCUCCACUUGUGAGGUAACUCCCUUCUCUUCAUGAGUCAGUUAUAAUGCCUGCAUCUGUAAUUUUCACUCCAUGCAUCUGAAGAAGUGGGUUUUUUACCCACGAAAGUUUAUGCCCAAAUAAAUCUGUUAGUCUUUAAGGUGCCACUGGACUCCUUAUGAAAAUAAAGUUUCAGAUCCCAGUAAAGGCAUUCCAUUUUUCUGAUCAAUCAAAAGUAUGCGAAUACCCCCAUCUACAGAUCAAAACCUGGAAGUGUUACCGUAACCAUAGAAGCCCAGAGUUUAUACUGUGCCGAGCACAUGCAGCAUUUUUUGUUGAAUUCUGUUCAGUCAGUUUUCAGUGUAAAACUUCUAGGGUAGGGGUCUGCAGACCACAGGUUGAAUUUCCAAAGGGGUCCACGCCUCCAUUCAAAAUUUUUAGGGGUCUUCAAAUGAAAAAAGAUUGAAAACCACUGGUCUAGAGAAUAUUCUGCAAAGCUUGUUUACAAAUGGUAACAGCACAAAUCAGACACUUUUAACAAAGUAGAGUACAAUAUAUUUAUAUCAAAGUAGUAAGGAAAUGUUCAAUUAUCCUUACCAGUAAGUAAAUAUGCAUCAUUCAGACUAUGAAGAUGCUUAUGAGCAAUGAUACACUGUAGGAAAAGUAUUCAAGAAUAUUAUUUUGUUUCAUAUGAAGUCACAUCUGAAUUUUUUUCCUUCCAAAGUUACUCCAGGUGCUAAAGGAAAAAUUCAGAAGCAGAGUGAAAUCACAGAGUGAAAUCCUGGCUCUAUUGAACUCAGUGAGAAUGUCUGUAAUUAGUACUUAUGUAUAGCAUUACUAAAAGCUUUCUUCUUCACAGCUAAAUUCCCUCUUCCUCCUCAUCCAUCAUAUGCAUAUUGGGGGAGAGGGGUCUGAUUGCAUACAUUGCUUCUUGACGAGAAAACAAGUGCCUGUGGUACUAGAGUUCCUUGCACAGAGAGGAGGAGGAGGGUGGACAAACAUGGAGGCAAAGCUUUUAUUUAAAUAUAUUUAUUUUCAAUCCUGACAGGGUAUCUUCAGAGAUGGUAGGAUUUAAAUUUGAAAUAUAUCUAUUUGCAAAGUCUGAGCCCCCCCCCCCGAACAAAUGUUUCCGUUCGUUAUUACCCUUUAAAUAAAUAUCAAUGAUAGUAGAGCAAGCAACCAUACAUAAUCAGCACAGUGCACAUGGGUCUGAUGUCCAAAAGCCAGGAAGCAAGUUGUGAUGACAAUACUGAAUAAAUAAUUAAUUUGAACAUAAUGAACGAUAUCUUGAUGGUGUUCUCUUCAGUGUAAAAGCAAAGAUGUGUUACCUAUCAAAGGUACAUAAUCAUUUAAAUAUUUUUAGUGUAUAUAGGCUUAAAUAGUUGGGAAGUGUCACUGUUAGUUAUGGAGGAUUUCAAAAUGUGGAGUUAUUUUGCCAAAAUGUGUGUUAUUAAUUAAAAAUAAGUUCCCAAUAGUAAGCAAAGAGCAUCCAGAAUGCUGCCAUUGACUAAAGGAAAUAGAUAGUCCUACAAUCUAAAGGACAAUAUUGCUGAAGUACAUUAUGCUGUUAGUUUUCUCCUUUACUCACUGUAAGGCAAGACCCGGUGAACACAGUUUUGACAGGUGUCUUCAAACACUUAUGCUGUCUGAUAUUAAAAAUCAUCUUUACACUUCUACAACAUCUAGAAUUUCAUAGAGAAGGUGGAAAGCCAUUGUGUGUGUGUGUGUGUGUGUGUGUAUGUGUUAGCGGCAUUGGAUUCUUGCUACUUUUUAGGUAUAAAAGUAAAUCCAGUGUUAGCAGCAGCUCAUGUGCACAAACCCUGGUGAACACAAAAAUAUAAAAGCUUCUUGGCACAGAACCAGAAAUGUGUUGAUACCAUAUAGGGGAAUUGGUUUUUAAUGUUGAGCUUGUUCCUUUACCCCUCAGUUUGGAUUGGAUAGUGGAUAUCUUGCAGUACCUGGAAUGGAGGGAGGGGUGGAUUUGUGCUGUUGCACCAGCGGCCCUUACUGACCAUUAACAACAAGAGGGUGCGUGCUGAAAAGAACUCCACUAAACUAAGGGAAGCUGAUUAGCAACGUAGUUUGGGUGAGGAGGAAGGAAAGGUGCUAGGAAAGUGGAUGGAAAGCAAACAACCCAACAAAAGUUCAUGUGGGUAGGUGGGUGCAACUCUAUUAUCUUCAAAGGAAUGAAUGUGACCCUAUGUUAGAUAACAGCUUUUACUAUUACUAUUCAGCAAAAUAGAAAUCAAAGUUCACAUGUUGGUUUCCUUUUUUUUGGAAGCAUUUUUUAACAUACAUGAUGGGAUGUCUUCUGAGUUAGAAGCAUUUUUAUUUGGAAAUAGAGAAAGACGCUAUUAUUGGAAUGGAAAUUCCUUUGUCUCAGUUUUGAGGAUGUUACUACUAAGUGGAUUAAAAAUACUAUCUGUGUAGAGGAAAACUGACAUUAGUCUCUGCUCAUAUUUCAGAGUAACAGCCGUGUUAGUCUGUAUUCGCAAAAAGAAAAGGAAUAUUUGUGGCACCUUAGAGACUAACCAAUUUAUUUGAGCAUAGCUCAUGAAAGCUUAUGCUCAAAUAAAUUGGUUAGUCUCUAAGGUGCCACAAGUACUCCUGCUCAUAUUUGUUUCUACAUAAUGUGUGUGUAACUAAUAUAUUUUAGAAAAUGUAAUAGUAUUUACAGUUUAUUAAUCAUCGAUACUUCAAGAGAUUUUAUCUUUCUUUUAAAACAUCCAUUGAUUUAAUGGGACCUUUGUGGGGAGAGAAACUUGCAGACUUGGGCUCCCUAUAUUUAUAAAAUUUCUAAUAUGAAAUUAUAAAAUAUGAAUACCUGUUUAGAAAUCUUAUUAGAGGUGAAUGAAGAUCCAUUAUUCUAGUGUGUAUUAUAAUGUUUGCCUUAAUCCCUGAAAUGCUAGGAAUUAUGUUUAACUGUGUGUCCAGUUAAACCAGUGAACACCACGAUGGGUUUAAUGUUUUUUUUGUUUUUUAAUGUAACCGCUUUCUUCAGACUUUUAAAAUCAUAUACCAUAGAGAACAGAUUUUAGAUGUAGUUGGAUGGGCCUGUCACUCAUCAUUCAGAAUGAUGCAGUUAAAGGAAAACCCCAGUGACUUAUUACACUAAUAUAGAUAGAUAAAUGUUUACUAAAUAAGAAUAUUAACAUAGGAAUUUUCACAGCUUUUUAGAAAUACUGAUCAGUUUCAAUAUCUUGUCAAAUGAAUGAAAAAAAGAUGUCUGUCUCAGUUAGGUCUAACAUUUCACUUAUACUUUCCAUCAGGGGCCCAUUUUGAUUCAGAGUAGGACAGAAACAUCAUAUUCACCAUUUGAAAUUAUUAGAAAUACAAGACUCUCAAAGCUUUUGGGAGGAAGCUAGAAAUAACUAUUUUAAAAAAGAAUGUAUUCAGCUAUUUGUUAAAUCAUCUUUUUAGAUAUAGAACUUUUUUUUACAACAGCUCUGAAAAUCUCUGAUUUCAUUAUUUGAAACAGAGAAGCUGAUACUUGCUGUCCUACUCAGCAUCACUAAACUGUCAAGACAGCAGCUUCCUGUUAAAAUACAAUUUUAAAAGCAUAGUCAAACAGCAUUUUUUGGAGGAAAUCCUACCUCUUUCAGUGCAGCUUUUUAGGGGCUGCUGAUGCAGUGCAAUCAGGCCGGUCCUGUUGGGGUAGAGAGGAAAUGUAUGAAGAGUCCAUGUCUGGGUCUGCACCCUAUGCACAGUAAAGCAUAGCCCUCUGGUGGCUCCUUGCGUGUCCCUGUGCAACCAAAUUUGUUUGUGGAACAUGGGCUGGUUACUUCAUUGCUUUACAAUGAGCAGCAGAGCAGGAGAGUUAAGUGUUAUCACAGCCUUAAGUGCUAUUGCAGUUCUGUGACCUAGAGGGAGGAGUCAUUUACUUCAUUGCACUAAACUUGGUUGCUUGAAGGGGAAGAGGGGAAUAUCUGUGUCUGUGUGGCUGUCUUUAGGCCUUGGUAAUUUACUCUUUGUAAUUCAGUGUAGCGAUUAAAAUAAUUUCUGUGUUGCACUGCAAUUUUCCUUAGAAGGGACACUGUUAAUAACACUUCUGACUGAAAAGUGUUACCUAUUAUUGCUACCUAAGAUUUUGACAAAUCUUGAAAGACUAAAGAAAUUUUGUUUUCAGUUUGUUUAGUUUGUGUGUAUUUGACAGCACUUUGUGUAUAAACAGUUUCCCCUUUUGUUUGCAUAGAUAUUUCCCACAACAACAGGGGAGAAAUAAAGACAUUUAAAAAACAGUAAAAUGUGAUUGUACAGAUAUCCCAGGGGGCUCAGGAGCAGGCAUAGUACUGGAAAUCACUUUUAACUUAUAUUUUUAGUUGACUUAAUUUCAACUUAAAGAAACAUCAUCAGAUCUUCUCAGCUCCCUUCUCUAAUGUACAAAGAUAAUUCUCUGUUUAGUUAAUGAUCGUGCCUUUACUAGUAGGUAGCAAAGUAAUAUCACUGUAAGAAUCAAGUAAAAUAUGUGCAUUAGGUUUGGUAUGCAGUAUAGGCCCAACACUGCAAGGUUCUAGCUGUCCUCAACUUACUUUUGCCUUGCAGGACAUAUAAAGGACAAAAACUAUACAAAUUUUUACACGUGAGAGGUGUUUAGAUAGAAAUAUGUAAGAAAUGGUAUGUAGGAAACAAAUACUGAAUGUGUGUGUGUGCAUGCGUGUCUUUAUAUUUACUUAGAGAUGAACUGAAAACACUAAUCCUAUGGAAUGAAAGCUUAGUCUACACAUUGCUUUUUUAAAAACAUGAUUAAUCGUUAUUGUAACUUGUUCAGUAUCUAUGCAAAUGGUGUAGUAUUGUCAAAAAUCUGUUGUCACAGGAAGCCUUUUUUUUUAAUGGAGAAACCUAUUGCUGUAUCUGCAUUAGUGGGUUCCCUUAGUGCAAAACAGACUUAUUCUAUGUAACUGUUAUCAUGCCUAUGUCACUGUAAGUUGCAGUUUAUUUUAACUGCCAAUAAAGUGUUAGUGGCAAUACAUCGAGUGAUUGCUUUGGUAAUAUGGUUAGGUAUUUAGGCAAUUAUCCUUUAGAUUUAACUAAGCGAUUGUACAGCUGUGCUGUGCAGUAACUGCAAAUGACUCUGUCACGAAUAAGUCUGACACAACACACACACUAGUUGUUACAGAUAUUUAAUAAAGUCUUAGAUUGUGAAUGAAUAUGUUAUCACCCCUCACCUCCAAGCUAUCCCUGCAAAUGCAGCAGUAUGCCUUUAUAAAGGCAGAAUUAUUUUUAAAGUAAUAGUGCUCUACCAAGUACCUAUACUGGCUGUACACCAUGCAUCCUGGAAUACUCAAAGAUUUAAGCAAAAGGGGUGAAAUCUAUCUACCACAGUGCAUUAAGCAAUCACAAGGCUCUGCACGCCACUUCAGUAGUACAUGAUGCCUUCAACACUGGGAUGCCUUUCAUACUAAAUGAAUUUAAUUCACAUAUGUAUUUACAGAUCCUUUUUUGGUUACAAACGCUUUAAUGCUUUUAGGCCCUGGUCCUGCAAAGGGUACAAAUUACAAUGUGCAAUGUACACAUUGAAGUCAAUGGGACUACUUGCAGAGUGUAAAGUUAUUUGCAGGGUCACAGCCGUACUCCUCAACAGGUUAUUCACAUAACAUAGGAUACUUAUUUCUGUUUUAGUCUCCUGUAGCUUUAAUAUUUUAUUUCCUGAUAUGUGCUUUUUGAGGGCCUCUUCAUUUUCACAGUUGGCUUUUCCAAAACUAAUUGCAAUCAUGUCUCUACUCCCCUCCGAACACAGUUUAUGAUUUGAUUCUAGGAAUUAUUCAGACACUAACCAAGUUAAAGGACAUUUGUACAGGCAUGCAUAAGACUGAAUUGUAUGCAUAAAUGCUGCUUUUUAUUGUCUGCUGGGCAAAUUCUGAUGUCUUUAGAACAUUUUCAUUCAGCCCAUCUCAGGCAAACUCCCACUGAAAUCAGUAUAAGUUGGGCAGAGUCUGGGUUAAGGUUAACAGGAUUUGGCCCUGUAUUGCUUAGGAGAAUUGUUUUCCUUUAGUGUUUGCAGAUUGGAAAGCAUUUAAUAUAUUUGUUUAAUACAUUUUAAAAUACUUUUGUGUUUUAUCAUUUUUAAAAACGCUAGUAUUUCUGUCUUUUGGAACUUUGCUCUAUCACUGUUUAUAUGUACAUUGCAGUAAUUAUUUCAAGUGUAUUUUAUUGUCUGCUCUGCAUUUAAAUGUAGAUAAAAUGAUGAGCUUCAUAUAUAAAUUUAUAUUUGUCUAAUGCUUUAGUCUAAAAAAACUAAUUUUUAUUAAUGUAAAAAUGUGUUUAGAAUGUAUGUAAGAAUUAAAAUACUUUAUGGUGCCUGGGUUUUUCACUUUUGCAGUAGAAUAUUAUCAGUAUUCUUAGUUGCUAUAGAAUUGUGAUGGAAAUUAUACUGCUGCUGUUUUAUUCACUGUAACAUAUGUUUCGUAGGACAAUCAUCAUGCAUUUGUUCUAUAUUUUUUCAAAUAAAGUUAAAAAUCACUUGCAUGUACUGGA